Messenger RNA from Cornus florida, 1846 nucleotides. RefSeq names its product transcription factor bHLH63-like. Gene Ontology annotation, biological process: regulation of DNA-templated transcription. Lineage: Eukaryota; Viridiplantae; Streptophyta; Magnoliopsida; Cornales; Cornaceae. The transcript has 7 exons. Gene Ontology annotation, cellular component: nucleus. The record is from RefSeq and is a predicted model, not a curated record. Gene Ontology annotation, molecular function: protein dimerization activity; DNA-binding transcription factor activity. The coding region runs from base 411 to 1685 and encodes 424 amino acids.
UAUUCCGGUUAGUUGUGUCAGAUUCCGGCACUUGUUGUCAGACUUCCCGGCAGCUUUUUUUGUGUCAAUAUAUACCCCACCCUCCCCCCUCUUUACCCUUACACAUUCUCUUCAUUCUUUUCUCUCUCAAACCACACACACAGCGGUCACCACUCACCAGCGCUAGUUUGCGUUAAUUAAUACAACAUAUACAUACACAAUAUAUUUAUGUAUGUAUAGAGAGAGAAACUUAGAACAUGAUAGAUAGUAAAUGGUGAAUGGUCUGAGAGGAAGUGGGUUAGGCACAAUCCUCGUCACAGUACACAUCGCCUUUUAGUUUCCAUAAAGCACGCUGCGUACACUGGAGCAACACUAGUAGUUAGUCAGCUUUUUCAACACUUUAUUUCUCUCUCUCUCUAAAAAGGGUCUUGAUGAUGAAUCUCGCCGGGAAUAGUACGGACAUGAGCGUCCUCGAGAGGCAACAAGUCCGCAUGAAGUGGCAACAAGAACAGCUUCAACAACAAAGUUAUUUCGAUGGGAAUGAGUUCAAUGUGUACUCUAUACCAGCUCAGGCUCAGUUUGAGAGUUUGGUCAACUGUGACCCGGUUCUUAAUCAGCUUAUGAAUCAGGCGGUGAAGGUGGAUCCGGGUUUGGAAAACAGGUGGCAGGAUUUCGGGAAGGUCGGUGGGGAUGUUUCGGAUUUCGGGUCAUGUGAGUUUGUCAAUGGGUCUGGGUUUGAGAUGAAUUAUGCAAUCCCAAUUACUGCGACUGCAAGCUGCUCGCCGGCGAUGACAGCAGCAAAAGUGGAGGUUGGGGUGGCUGACACCAAAGGAAGAGAGUCCGUUUUGCCGGGAAAGCUGAGUUCUGCAACUGCAAAAGAAAGCUUCAAAAAGAGGAAGGCUGAUGAGACCCAAAACCCAAAGGUAGUGGCAGAAGCUGAGACCAGAAACAAGAGGAUCAAAGGUUGUGCUCAAGACGAAGGAGAGUCCAAGAUCACAGAGCAGAGCAUUACCAAUAACAAUAACAGAGAAACUUCUACUGAUACUUCAAAGGAGAAUUCAAAGGUUUCUGAGGUUCAAAAGCCUGAUUACAUUCAUGUCCGAGCACGUCGAGGCCAAGCCACGGACAGCCACAGCUUGGCAGAAAGAGUAAGAAGGGAAAAAAUCAGCGAGAGAAUGAAAUAUCUACAAGACUUGGUACCAGGGUGCAACAAGAUCACAGGAAAGGCCGGAAUGCUCGACGAAAUCAUCAACUAUGUCCAAUCUCUUCAGAGACAAGUAGAGUUCCUGUCCAUGAAACUAGCAGCCAUGAAUCCAAGGCUCGACUUCAACAUUGAUAACCUCUUUGCCAAAGAGGUAUUUCCAGCUUGUGGAUCCAAUUUUCCAACAAUUGGGGUGUCAUCAGAAAUGACUAAUCCUGCUUACCUUCAAUUCAAUCAAAUGCAACAAUUAGUUUCAUGUUGUGGGAUGGACCUGGGGGUAACUCCUCCAGAUAUGGCACUUAAAAGAACUCUCAGUGCUCCUUUAUCCAUCCCCGAAACAUUUCUAGACUCGUCCUGUUUCAAUCAAAUCCAGCACUCCUCGACUUGGGAUGCUGAUCUACAAAACCUUUACGGUGCGGAGUUCCAUCAAGGAAGAACGACUUCAUUAUCACCCCAGCAAUUUAUAGGUUCCAUUGAAGCUAGCAACCUGAAGACGGAGAUGUGAAUCGGAAUAUUGAUCAUACAAUUCCUUGGACAAGUUCAAUCCAAAUGCCUCAGAUCCUGAUUCUUUUCUUUUUUCUCUCGUUCUGCAAGUACAUAACAUAUAUUUUUGUAUGUAAACUCGCAAAGUAGAAAUAAUAAUUAUAGUGAUAUGAUACCAUUUUA